AUGAAUAAUCGUGUUGAUUUGGUGGAGAAAAUCACUCCGUGGAGGGAAUCAUGGAAAGUGCAUGUUAAAGUUGUGAAGUUGUGGUACCAGAAGAAUACAGCUUUGGAUCCUUCUCAAAAUCUGUUGCAUAUGGUCUUAAUGGAUGAGAAGUUACACAAGAUCCAAGCUACCAUUAGAGAUGAGCUUAUAUCAAAGUUUGCUGUGUCUCUAAAUGAAGGUGAUCUGUAUUUGAUAACCAAUUUUACAGUUUUGCCAAACACUGGUUUGAACAGAGUGACCAAACAUCGGUUCAGACUUUUGUUCCAAUACAAGACCUCUGUUGUUUCUGUGGUCUCUCCAAGGAUAACUCAUUCCGGGUUGUGUUUUACAUCAAUAGAUGAAAUUGAUCAAAUGACAAGGGACCACAAUUUCCUUAUUGACUUUGUUGGGAUCAUUACUGGUGUUCGAAAAGAAAGAGAUGUAGCAUCAUAUGGGAAGCUCAUCAAAGCAGUUGUGCUAGAAGUUUUUAGUCAUGGGAAAAAGGUCCAAUGCAAUGUGUUUGGAAAUGCUUGUGAUCUCUUGGAAUAUGAAAACUUACAAAAAUAUCCAAGAUCUCCACUGAUUGUCCUUGAGUCUUUUAAAAUCAAAGCAAUUGAAGGUGGAGUAAUUCUACAGAAUGUGAUCAAUAUCUCUAGAUUAUUCAUUAAUCCAGACAUUCCUGAGUCUGUUGAGUUCCUAAGCAGAUUUAGUGUAGCCAGUUAUGGAUUCUCAAGACUUGUGACCAAUGACCUUGGAUACUUAAUUUCUAAAGUUGAUGGUGAUUAUUUCAAUCCCAAAGAGAUCAGUAGUAUUCAAGAUCUUGAUGUAGAUAACAGGGAUGCUCAUUACUUUGUAAUUGAGACAAUUAAGGAAGUUAUGGAUGAACCAGAUUGGUGGUACUACUCAUGUGUAUGUGGUCAUCCUGUUGUUGACCAUGAGGAUCUCUACCUUUGUGAUGCUUGUUGUUCAUGUGUUGAACAUGUUAUGCUCAAGUAUAGGAUUCGGGUAAAGAUUCACCAUGCUGGGUGUGAUGUUUUGUUUGUUCUGCUUGAUAAUGCGGCAACAAAACUAUUUGGAAAAACCUAUUCUGAAGCAUUUCUCAGGAUAGACGAAGAAUUCCCUGUUGAUCCUAGUGUGCUUGCAGUAUCAACUCCUUCAUAUUGA
Arachis duranensis is the source of this 1182-nucleotide messenger RNA. Its product is annotated as replication protein A 70 kDa DNA-binding subunit A-like. Gene Ontology annotation, molecular function: DNA binding. Gene Ontology annotation, biological process: DNA replication; DNA repair; DNA recombination. The record is from RefSeq and is a predicted model, not a curated record. The transcript has 8 exons. Gene Ontology annotation, cellular component: nucleus. Lineage: Eukaryota; Viridiplantae; Streptophyta; Magnoliopsida; Fabales; Fabaceae. Bases 1 to 1182 code for a protein of 393 amino acids.